Galeopterus variegatus (Sunda flying lemur) is the source of this 340-nucleotide messenger RNA. It is a transcript of the gene UEVLD, whose product is annotated as UEV and lactate/malate dehyrogenase domains. Gene Ontology annotation, cellular component: ESCRT I complex. Gene Ontology annotation, biological process: protein modification process; endosome to lysosome transport; protein transport. Gene Ontology annotation, molecular function: ubiquitin binding. The annotation marks the transcript as partial. The transcript is spliced from 4 exons. Lineage: Eukaryota; Metazoa; Chordata; Mammalia; Dermoptera; Cynocephalidae. The record is from RefSeq and is a predicted model, not a curated record.
GGAACCUGGGUGUGGGACCGGGCUGGAGAUGGAGUUCGACUGCGAGGGUCUGAGACGGCUGCUUGGCAAGUACAAGUUCAGGGAUCUAACUGUGGAAGAACUAAAGAAUGUAAAUGUGUUUUUCCCAUAUUUCAGAUAUUCCAUCGACACUUAUGUUUUUAAAGAUAGUUCGCAGAAAGACCUGCUGAAUUUUACUGGCACUAUUCCUGUGAUGUAUCAGGGUGUCUCAGAUAUCAAUUCGAAAAGCUGGACAAAUUAUGAGAAUAAAACAGUCAAUAAAAUUACUGUGGUUGGAAGUGGAGAGUUGGGUAUUGCCUGCACAUUAGCAAUUUCGGCAAAG